UUCCUGGGUGUGGACUGCCUUGUAUAAUUAACUGCACAGCUGGAGCUUCUGAUCCCUCCACGUCUGCUCCUUCCUUUCCUCCUUUCUUCCCCCCUGCAUCCACCUGGGCGCGAUCCGGGCGCGCUGCUCCUCCUCGGGAGCUGGGGCUGUGUCACUGGGGCAGGAAGGUUCCCCGCGCUCGGCAUUCCGGAGCCGUUCCCGGCUGAGAGCAGCACCAGGCAGAGCCUGCCUGCCUUGGAGGGGGCUGAGAGCAGAGAGCCAGCAGAGAAAGCCCUGACCCUGUGUAGGCCAUGGAAACGGGGAGCGCGGCCAGGACGAACGGCACGGCCAGCAAGCCCGAGGACGUGAAGAGCCCAAGUGCCCCCAAAAAAGAAGAGGAAGCCAAGAAGGCCACGAGCCCUGGCGGAGGCGAGAAAGAAGCUAUAAAAGGCACGGGCGGUGCUGCGUUGGAGACAGGGCAGAUCAAGAGCUCCCUCUUCUCUGGGAGUGACUGGAAGAGGCCCAUCAUUCAGUUUGUGGAGUCAUCCGACGAGAAGAGGUCAACCUACUUCAGCAUGGACUCGGCUGACUCCAAGAAGAUGCAGUUCGCCAGCGGCCAGAUCGGAGACAUGAGGAGACCGGCCCUGAACUUCCCGGAGAAGGGCGACCUCAGGAAGUCCCUCUUCUCCCUGGAUUCCAAAAAGAGCUUCCUGCCCGCUGAUGGGGAAGGGAGGAAGUCCCUGUUCUCUGCGGGGCAGAUGGGGGACCUGAAGAAAUCCUCCCUGCCUCUGGUGGAGACGGGGGACCUGAGAAGACCCUUCAACAAGGCCGACCGAGCCGCGGGCCCGCGGCCCCGCGUGAAGCUGGAGGACGUUCUCUGCGACUCCUGCAUCGACAACAAGCAGAAGGCUGUGAAGUCCUGCCUGGUGUGCCAGGCCUCCUUCUGCGAGCUGCACCUGAAGCCCCACCUGGAGGGAGCAGCGUUCCGGGACCACCAGCUGCUGGACCCCAUCAGGGACUUCGAAGCCAGAAAAUGCCCCGUGCAUGGCAAGACCAUGGAGCUGUUCUGCCAGACAGACCAGAUGUGCAUCUGCUACCUCUGCAUGUUCCAGGAGCACAAGAACCACAGCACGGUGACAGUGGAGAUUGAGAAGGCUGGCAAAGAGACCGAGCUGUCUCUGCAGAAGGAGCAGCUGCAGCUGAAGAUCAUCGAGGUGGAAGAUGAGGUGGACAAGUGGCAGAAGGAGAGGGACCGCAUCAAGAAUUACACCACCAACGAGAAAGCCACGGUGGACCAGCACUUCAAGGAGCUGAUCCGUGACCUGGAGAGGCAGAGGGAUGAGGUGAAGGCUGCCCUGGAUCAGAGGGAAAAGAUUGCCUCAGAGAACGUGAAGGAGAUCGUGGAUGAGCUGGAGGAGAGGGCGAAGCUGCUGCGGGAGGACAAGGAGAACAGGGAGCAGAUCCACCAGAUCAGCGACUCCGUGCUCUUCCUGCAGGAAUUUGGGGCUCUGAUGAGGAAUUACGUGCCCCCUCCAUCCCUCCCCACCUACAGCGUGCUGCUGGAAGGGGAGAGCAUGAGCCCAUCCAUGGGGCUGCUCAGGGAUGAUCUCCUCAACGUCUGCAUGAGGCACGUGGAGAAGAUCUGCAAGGCAGACCUGGGCCGCAACUUCAUCGAGAGGAACCACAUGGAGAACGGGGACCACCGGUUCAUGAUGAACAACUACGAGUGGAACCAGCCUGACAACCUGAAGAGAUUCUCCAUGUUCCUGUCUCCCAAAGCCAAUUUCAACCCACGGUCAUGGGAAUUUUCCUCCUUCCAAGCGACCGAGGAAACACUUGGUACGGUAGGCAAUGGCACUAAGCUGCCUUUUCAGUUCUCCUCGGUGGGACAGAAUCCGCCCGGUGACUUCAGCAAACAGUCUGAUGGGAGCCUCUUCACUAAGACCGCCUACCCUUCCAUAGUGAGGCACCAGUCUGCAAAGGUGACGCCACAGACGUGGAAAUCCUCCUCCAAGCAGUCUGUCUUGUCCCAUUAUCGCCCCUUCUACGUCAACAAAGGCAACGGAGCCACCUCCAACGAGGCGCCCUGAGCUGCUGCGGCUGAGAGGAGAGCUCAGCUGAGGAUUGUCACCCAUGUCCCCGCUCCUCCCGACCCUCCCGCUCCCCCAGGGCAGGGCAGGGGUGGCCCUGCCUCAGCACGCCAGGACUUCUCCCUCCUCGUCCCCUCCUCGUCCCCUUCUUGUCCCCUCCAGCUGCUCUGCCCCUCUGGGAAUUGCGGAUGCUUGGGUGGCACCCCCUGCUAGGCAGCUGUCCCCGUGUCCCCAGAGCUGGAAUUGUGUCACCCCUGCUGGGCAGCUGUCCCCUUGUCCCCAGAGCUGGAAUUGUCUCACCCCCUCUGCUGGGCAGCUGUCCCCUUGUCCCCAGAGCUGGGAAUUGUGUCACCCCUGCGGGGCAGCUGUCCCCUUGUCCCCAGAGCUGAAAUUGUCUCACCCCCUCUGCUGGGCAGCUGUCCCCGUGUCCCCAGAGCUGGAAUUGUGUCACCCCUGCUGGGCAGCUGUCCCUGUGUCCCCAGAGCUGUCAAACCCUGCUGGACACCCCAAAGCUCUUCCCAGGCUCCAGAUUUCCUCUCCACCCUGGUGUCACAUCCCCUGGUGGCAUCAGCGUCUUCCAUCACCUCAUUUCUGCUCCUCACCUCCCAAAAAACCCCAGCAGGAUUUUCCCAGAGCUGGAAUUGUGUCACCCCUGCUGGGCAGCUGUCCCCGUGUCCCCAGAGCUGGAAUUGUGUCACCCCUGCUGGGCAGCUGUCCCCUUGUCCCCAGAGCUGGAAUUGUGUCACCCCUGCUGGGCAGCUGUCCCCGUGUCCCCAGAGCUGUCAAACCCUGCUGAACACCCCAAAGCUGGAUGCCCCAGCUCUUCCCACCCAGCUCCUGCUUGUGUCACAUCCCCUGGUGGCACCACAUGUCCCCAGGGUCCUCCACCAGUUCAGCUCUGAGCCCAAAACCUCACCUGCCCAAAAAACCUCAGCAGGAUUUUCCCAGAGCUGGGAAUUUUGUCACCCCUGCUGGGCAGCUGUCCCCGUGUCCCCAGAGCUGUCAAACCCUGCUGGACACCCCAAAGCUCUUCCCAGGCUCCAGAUUUCCUCUCCACCCUCGUGUCACAUACCCUGGUGGCAUCAGGGUCUUCCAUCAGCUCAGCUCUGCUCUUCACCUCCCAAAAACCUCAGCAGGAUUUUCCCAGAGCUGGGAAUUGUGUCACCCCUGCUGGGCAGCUGUCCCCUUGUCCCCAGACCUCUUAAACCCUGCUGGACACCCCAAAGCUCUUCCCAGGUUCCAAAUUUUCCUCUCCACCCUGGUGUCACAUCCCCUGGUGGCAUCAGGGUCCUCCAUCAGCUCAGCCCUGCCCCUCACCUCCCAAAAACCUCAGCAGGAUUUUUCUAGAGCUGGAAUUGUCUCACCCCCUCUGCUGGGCAGCUGUCCCCUUGUCCCCAGAGCUGGGAAUUGUGUCACCCCUGCUGGGCAGCUGUCCCCGUGUCCCCAGAGCUGGAAUUGUCUCACCCCUGCUGGGCAGCUGUCCCUGUGUCCCCAGAGCUGUCAAACCUCACUGGAUGCCCCAGAGCUCUUCCCAGGCUCCAGAUUCCCUCUCCACCCUGGGGACACCCAGCUCCUGCUUGUGUCACAUCCCCUGGUGGCACCUCAUGUCCCCAGGGUCCUCCAAGCCCAGCCCUGCUCCUCAGCUGCCCAAAAUCCCCAGCAGGGUUUCCCGAGCUGCUGGAGGAGCACAGGGAGGUUCUCCAGCCCCUCCAGGUGCCCCUCCAGGCACCUCUGGGAAUUAGGAAAUAAAAAGCAAAUCCAUCCUAGUAAUACAAGAUUGAUUAGAUGCCAUAGGUGCUGGGUGCUUUUCUAGUUUGUGGUGGUUUUUCUUAAUUCCCUUAAACCAAAAUUGAUUUAUAUCCUGUAGUUCAUGUAUUUUAUAUAUUUUUUUUUCCCUGCAGUGGGCAAUGAGAAUUACUGCCACAGCUUUUUUGGCUCAGGAUAAUAUUUUUGUAAGUGUCCCCUGGACAGAUGAAUCACAUCCAGGGCCAUUCCAGGAUCUCCCUGAGGUGAUUUUCCCUCUCCAUGGACAAGCUGAGGGGUUCAGUCCAUGCUGUGCAGGGGAGAAAUGGGAAUGAGAGCCCUCGAAUGCUGAAAACCAAAACCUGCCAGCUCCUUUUCAUGGUUUGCUCUCUUCAGGCAGCUUUGGAAUGGCUUCCCCCCACUUUUUCCUGCUUGCAGCCCCUUGCUGAGGGAGGUCCCAGCUGAAAAUUCCUUCCUGGCUCAUCCCUUUGCAAAGACAUCCUGGCUUUUUAACCCAAAACUCCUGGGGCUGAAUGUUGGUCGCUCCAGAGCACUUGAAAUGUCACUUUAUGAUGAUUUUUAAAUCUUUUUUUUUCCCCCAUAAAGACCAGAGGGGGAAGGGGCUGGCGUGGCAGGGCAGGAUGUGACAGAAGGGAUGUGGAAAAAUAGAUGGAAUUGCUGGGAAAAGCACUGAGGGCUCUGAGGAUGUGUGUGAGAGGACAGAAUCAGCCCCCUCCAGGUCUCACUGUUUUUCCUUUUCCUCCUCCUCCUCCUCAGCUUGGAUGUUAACCCCCCCAGCCCUGAGCAAGGCUGUGUGGGGCCAGCUGGACCCUGCCCGAGGCCACCACUGUCCCCUCGGUGCCCCCACAGCCUCUCUGCUCCCCCUGCCCUCCCCAGGGGCCUCCCAGCCCGAAUUCCCCAAGGAAUGGAGCUGCUCCCUGCUUGCCCCAGCCCUGGAGACACCAGGACCCCUCUGGGGUCCCCCUUUUCCCCCAGGAUGGGGCUCAGGGAGUUCUGGAAACCCCCCCCUGUGCUUCCCUGGGGGUUUCCAGCCAGGCUCUGGGGUGGGCAGGAACUGUUUGGAUGCAGUCUUGGUCAGCAAAGCCCCGGGGAUGAUGAUGAUGGUGGUGAUGAUGAUGAUGGUGGUGAUGAUGAUGAUGGUGAUGAUUCCUCCUCAGACAGGACAGGGCUCUGCUGGUGAUGUAAACGAGGCCCCUCCCGUGUGCACCACGCUGCAGAAAUAAAGGAGAAAGCUCCAUGUCUGACCAAA
Molecule: messenger RNA, 5082 nt
Organism: Haemorhous mexicanus (house finch)
Lineage: Eukaryota; Metazoa; Chordata; Aves; Passeriformes; Fringillidae
Gene: TRIM29
Product: tripartite motif containing 29
Exons: 9
Coding region: 291-2069 (592 amino acids)
Molecular function (GO): zinc ion binding
Source: RefSeq, a predicted model, not a curated record